Molecule: messenger RNA, 846 nt
Organism: Cyclospora cayetanensis
Lineage: Eukaryota; Apicomplexa; Conoidasida; Eucoccidiorida; Eimeriidae
Product: syntaxin-21
Exons: 10
Coding region: 1-846 (281 amino acids)
Biological process (GO): vesicle fusion; intracellular protein transport; vesicle-mediated transport
Cellular component (GO): membrane; SNARE complex; endomembrane system
Molecular function (GO): SNARE binding; SNAP receptor activity
Source: RefSeq, a predicted model, not a curated record
AUGGAGUCUAUCCAUUCUGCAAGCUCCCCUGGCUAUGAUGGGAUUGUCAGAACAAACAUUCAAAUCAUCCGAGGCAACUUGCAGAGCAUCGAAGCCAAUCUGCGAAACUUGAACCGCAAUUUUAUCUCCCGGAGAAUUGUGGAGUCUCUGCACGACAAGCUUAAGCAGACCUUUGAGGUCAUUUUGCAGACUGAGACAGCCUUCAAGUCGUGGCUGCAAGAGCAGCAGCAAAACGGAGGUUCGGGGAAGGAGGCCAUGGACAAGCAACGAGACAAAUUUCUGUUUGAAAAGCUUUUUGCACACUUCCAAGCAGAGAUCAGGAGGGUGCAAGACCUGUCCGAUCAAGUCCGAGCCGCCGCUGAACGAGCGGCCGACCCGACUUCUUCGCAGGGAGUUGAAUCCACGGGUGUCAUCCUCGAUAUGGAAAAUGCUGGGGCAUAUGCGGAUGCUGACUCCGAUAGUUUGUUUAUUUCCGAAGAUCCCCGAGAAAUCGCGGAAUUCGAUUUUGUCUCAGAAAACGACGCACUCCUCUCCCGUGCAGUAGCAGAAGAGAGGUUUCAGGGGAUUCGUCGCAUUCACGCCCAAGUGUCACAGGCAAACCACAUCUUCAAAGAUCUGGCCAAUCUGAUCUUCUCUCAAGGGGAAACUCUUAAUUCGAUUGAGACACAAAUGCAAGACGCUCAUGCGCACUCCAAAGCUGCAACAUUGGAGCUCCGCCAGGCGAGCCGCAUGCAGCAGCGCUCGAGGCAAAGGUGCGUCAAGCCCCAAUGCGUAAUGUGGCUGCAACUGUGCUGGCAGCGCUUGUACCGCCACGUGGUGUGCCUUUUUGUACAUAUGUGCGUUUAA